Molecule: messenger RNA, 1644 nt
Organism: Geosmithia morbida
Lineage: Eukaryota; Fungi; Ascomycota; Sordariomycetes; Hypocreales; Bionectriaceae
Product: peroxin-3
Exons: 3
Coding region: 1-1644 (547 amino acids)
Biological process (GO): protein import into peroxisome membrane
Cellular component (GO): peroxisomal membrane
Molecular function (GO): protein-macromolecule adaptor activity
Source: RefSeq, a predicted model, not a curated record
AUGUUCUCGGGGACUAGGCGCUGGUUGCGCCAAAAUAGGACGCCUGUCGCCAUUGGCGUGGGCGUCCUGGGGGCCGGAUACCUGGCGACGCAGUAUGUCCUUACCAAGAUUAAUGAUGCGCGCGAGCGCAUGAGUAGCGAUCGCAUCGCCAAGGAGAAUCUGCGACGUCGCUUCGAACAGAAUCAAGAAGAUUGCACUUUCACCGUCCUGGCCCUUCUACCUACCGCUACGACCAAUAUCCUCGAGGCUAUGAAUACCGAGCAGAUCACCUACGAGAUUCAGCAGAUGAAGGUUUCCAAAGGCAUAAGGAGCGGAGAUUCGGUGGUCAGUCCGCCUAGUAUUGCGGACACGUCGCUCACUGAAGAGGAGGGCAAGAGCAUGGUCAGUCUCCAGAGCGAGAGCGGCAUACACGCCAGCCAGAUUGCCAUGCCGUCACCUCUAGCUGCUAGCGGGAGUAGUGCCGGCCAGCAGCAGGACAGAGGAGCUACGCCGCCGAAGCAGAAGCCUUCCAAGUCUAAGAGGCAGCUGUGGGAUGAUCUCACCAUCAGCGCCGUGACGAGAUCAUUCACCCUGAUAUACACGCUCAGCCUGCUUACGAUGCUAACCCGCGUGCAACUCAACCUCCUCGGUCGACGGAGCUACCUGUCCAGCGUGGUGGCGCUAGCGACGAGCUCCCAGCAGGCCACCAUCAGCCUGGAGGACCACGACGACGACAACGCCGACCAGGCGGCCUACGGCAGCGACUUUGACACAAACCGCAAGUACCUGGCCUUUAGCUGGUGGCUGCUGAACCAGGGGUGGGUCGAUGUCGCGGGCAAGGUCGAGGGCGCCGUCCGCGCCGUUUUUGGUAGCCUCAGCCCACGCGACCUCAUCAGCUUCGACCGUUUCUCUGAGCUGACCAUGGAGGUGCGCAAGCUUGUCGAGGGGGGUACACCCGAAGAGCGUCGGUCCACAGACUGGCUGGCCUUCCUUUUGCCGCCGCGGGAUCAGGAGUCCGACGUCAUUCGCCAAUCGGGUAUCCUCGAGGACAACUCCUCUCCCUCCCCAUCUUCUCCCCCCCUGAGGCACCUCCUUGACGAGACGGCCGACCUCAUCGAGUCCCCGUCCUUCUCUCACAUCCUCACCCUCCUCCUCGAUACUGGCUUCUCCUCCCUAGUCGACACCAAGCUCGCCUCCGAGGCGUUCGAUCUCCCCAACAAGGGUAACAGCUCCGUGUCCCCCGCGGCAGCGGCAGUCACCGGCCUCUUCAUCCCAGAAGACCCCACUGCUGUCCUCAAGCGGACCAAGCUCGUGCUCCUCCCCAAGAUUCUCUCCGUCCUCACCCGCCAGGCCCAUGUCAUCGGCAACGGUAUGCCAAACGAGUACCUGCGCGACAUGGAGUCCGUCCGCGAGCUAGAGGCCUUUGCCGCCGUCGUCUACUCAAGCAACUGGGAGAAUGAGGUCAGGGACGAAGGUCACCUCAUGGACAGCGCUAUCCAUGUCGACAUACCUGACUCAUCAACUCACGACGAACCUCCCAUUGCUGCUGCCACUAUCGAGGAUAACACAGCUCCUACGCCUCAAGUCUUGCACCAGGAGCAGGAGCAGGAGCAGCAGAGCGGACUGGAGAGAGCGUGGGAAAGGGCAUUGGAUAAGGGGUUGUGA